This is a messenger RNA of Macadamia integrifolia, 1000 nucleotides long. RefSeq names its product DNA polymerase epsilon subunit C. Gene Ontology annotation, biological process: regulation of DNA-templated transcription. The record is from RefSeq and is a predicted model, not a curated record. The transcript has 4 exons. Gene Ontology annotation, molecular function: protein heterodimerization activity. NCBI's taxonomy places the organism in Eukaryota, Viridiplantae, Streptophyta, Magnoliopsida, Proteales, Proteaceae. Gene Ontology annotation, cellular component: nucleus. Bases 35 to 676 code for a protein of 213 amino acids.
UUGUUUUUUUGGUCGACUCAGGAAGUCAUAAGUCAUGAGGAACAAGAGAAACACAGGAGCAACUACUAACGGAAAGGAAGAGAAGGAGGAGGAGAAGAAGAAGCAGAAGCAGCAGAAUGGAAAGAAUCGAAAUGCCAUGAAAAAAGAAACGGAGGUUGUGGUUCUUGAGUCAUCUUCUUCAGAUUCCGAAGAAGAACGAAAUGAAGGACAGGAAGAAGAAGAAGAAGAAGAAGCGAAGAGCAGCAACAAUUCCAAUAAUAGUAACCUAGCUCCCAAGGAGGACGAGGAAGACGAAGAAGAAGAAGAAGAAGAAAAAGCAGCCAAGGAGGAGGAGGAGGAGAACGGUAUCAAGAGGAAGAAAAUUUUGUCCAAUGGGGUGGCGGUGUCAGGUUGCUUCCCAACCCACCGUAUCAAACGGAUGAUAAGGAGCGAGGGAGAUUUCCGCACCACUGGUGAAGCCAUUUUCCUUAUCAACAAAGCUACGGAGAAAUUCCUUGAAUCGCUUGCCGAAGAUGCUUAUGCCUGUUCUGCACAGGAUCACAAAAAAUCUAUAAAUUACAAGCACCUUUCAUCAGUUGUUAGUAAAACGAAGAGAUAUGACUUCCUUUCAGAUUUUGUGCCUGAAAAAGUAAGAGCAGAGGAUGCUUUGGAGGAGAGGAGAUUAGCUGGAACAUGAAAGGGAGCAAGUUCACCAAGCAGCUACUUAUGUUUUGGCUUUAGAUGACAGAUAUGUUAUUGUGGUAUAAGGAAUUAACCCAUGCAUCGUCCAAGCAUCCUCCUAUGACCGGAGAGUAAGCAAUGCUUAUGGAUGCUUAUACUCGCUUCAUGUUCAGCUUGAAGAGGAAAGGAAGAUGCAUCUUGCUGUGUUUGUGAUGCAACUAGGAUGUCCUCCAGCCAUAAGACUACAUGUUUCAUCUGAACAAUUCAUAGAAUCUCAUAUCUUCUGUAAUUGGUUCAGUUAAUUCUGGGGGGAUGAAUUUUUCAUUUUAACCUUCUAAAA